UACAUUUCUUUAUUUAAAAAAAUUUUAACACACAUAAUCUCGCUAGAGUUGGCGCAUUUACAGAUUUUCGCUAUUUCUAUAAAAAGGCGAAAAUAUUGGAGAAGAAAUUUAGUUUUAUUUACAAGCCGUAACCAUGAAGCAGUCGAGCACCAAAUUGUCUGCGUUUCUCUUAUUCAAUGCCUGUGCUGCUUUGGUGAGCGCACUGCCUUAUCGGCAUUUGAUAUGCUUGACUCCGCUGAUGUCUCCCUGGUGCCCAAAGAAACUGUUGUUGCAACUGAAUUACAUGUGACACCAAACGUUGCACGAAUUGGGGACUAUGAAUAUAAAGAAGUACCGUUAGUAUCGCGUAAACGUGCUAAGGAAAUUGUUGUGACUGAGGAGAAAUCGGGUGGUGAAGUGGAAAAAGAAAACACACAAAAUGCAGAGGUGGCAAAUGAAAAAGAAGUAGUGGAGCAGAUUAAGAACGGUGAAUUAAUUAAUACCAUUGAAGAUAUCGAGGAGAAUCCACAAAGUAUUACUGAUAGUGCUGUGUUGAAGCCGCAUAAAAUCAAAACUCCUAACCCAGAUGGCGGAAAUCCUAUUUAUAUAACAAUACCAAUAUACGUGAAUUCAAUGCCCGGUCUGCCAGUGACACUAUCGAUUGGUGGUCAACAGAUUCCGCACAAAGCGAAUCGUAUCAGUUUGAGAGGUGCGCUGAAGAGAGAGGUCUCUCCAACAUCGUUAUACAACAAAUUACCAUAGGGAAUAAAUAAAAUAAACAUACUCGUAUAUUCUGAAAUAAAUAUG
Molecule: messenger RNA, 786 nt
Organism: Zeugodacus cucurbitae (melon fly)
Lineage: Eukaryota; Metazoa; Arthropoda; Insecta; Diptera; Tephritidae
Exons: 3
Coding region: 223-741 (172 amino acids)
Source: RefSeq, a predicted model, not a curated record